AUGGUGUCACUUCCCUGGAUCCCUCUCGUAUUGGCAGUCCUGCUCAGCGGCCAUGGGCUGCGGAAGAAAUCCCUAUCACCCACUGGGGCCUUGACUGCAUUCUUCGUCGGGUUUCUGUCGCUGGCUGGAGGCACGUACGCAUUUGGUGUCACGUUGCUCGUAUUCUACUUUACGGGAAGUCGAGCCACGAAAUACGGGAAGAAACAGAAAGCUCAAUUGGAGGACGGUUAUCAUGAGGCUGGUUAUCGAGGAGGGUGGCAAGUGCUGUCCAAUAGCGCUACGGCAUUGAUAGCAACUUUCCUUUGGAACACCCUCUUUACUCCAUCCAGUCCUCAUGCUGCCUUGUCGGCAUUCUUCGGAUUGGAUAUCGCCAGUCAAUUGGGUAUUGGCGCAGUACCGACGUACGACAACGGUCCAGAGGGUUGGUGCCCUUUGGACGUCACAAUCGCAAACGGUUGGAGUAGGCUUUUGGUGUUGGCAAUUGUGGGACAUUUCGCGUGUUGUCUUGGGGACACUUUAGCUUCUGAGCUGGGAAUUCUGUCCCGAGCCCCACCGCGCCUCAUUACGACCUUCAAGCCUGUCCCUCCGGGCACGAAUGGCGCAAUGUCGACAGGGGGCACCAUUGCCUCUAUUGCUGGCGGCGCUAUUGUGGGAUUGGUGAUGGGUGUCAGUUUGGCGCUGGAAAACGUGAAAUGUUCUUCAGGUCUUGGUGGCGUGUUGUUGGGGACAAUUGGGUGGGGAAUGUUCGGAGGCGGAUUCGGCAGUCUGACCCAGACUUUUUGUGAUGGCCAGAUUCGCAGCUGGACUCGCUGCUAG
Messenger RNA from Coprinopsis cinerea okayama7#130, 816 nucleotides. Its product is annotated as integral membrane family protein. The transcript has 4 exons. The record is from RefSeq and is a predicted model, not a curated record. Gene Ontology annotation, cellular component: membrane. The coding region runs from base 1 to 816 and encodes 271 amino acids. NCBI's taxonomy places the organism in Eukaryota, Fungi, Basidiomycota, Agaricomycetes, Agaricales, Psathyrellaceae.